Molecule: messenger RNA, 7641 nt
Organism: Labeo rohita (rohu)
Lineage: Eukaryota; Metazoa; Chordata; Actinopteri; Cypriniformes; Cyprinidae
Gene: tmem62
Product: transmembrane protein 62
Exons: 14
Coding region: 450-2363 (637 amino acids)
Molecular function (GO): hydrolase activity
Source: RefSeq, a predicted model, not a curated record
UUAGUUCUUGCUAACCAGUGCCUAUAACAAUAAUCAAAAUAGUGUAGUAAUACAAUUUUUAAAUGCUUUUAAUAUUGAUUUAUCAAUAUAUAUUUGAUAUAUUAAUAUUUGUUAUAUUUAUUGUAUUUAUUUUAUUUUGUAUUAUAUAAAAAAAAAUUAAGUAAUAACUUCCGCGCGUAGCCCCGCCCCCGUCGGUCCGCUUUCCCUUCCCUCAGUUUUAUUUCAGCGGACAGGAUCCUGCCACCCGGAAGUUUCCAAUGGAUGAUGUUGGCGAUUACAGCGCGCUGAUUUGCUCGUCCAUUGCGGCUGUGUCUGGCGUUCGCUGAGGCGAGUGCCCGAGGAUGUAAGGCUGUCUGAAUUCCCCAUUAGGCUCCUCCAGCAUGAAGAAGAAAAGCGAGUGAGCGGCGGCUCGUCCGGGAUCUCAGUGAAGGCAGCGUGUUUUCGGCAGGAUGCUCCGGCUGUUCGCGGCUCUGGUGAUUGUUGGGCUGCUGCUCGCGUGCUUCACUUCCUGGGUGUUUGACAGCUAUGACACCGCUUGGCACCCGAAGCGCAGUUUACAUCAGUCCAGAAACAACGGCCCGCCGUAUCCCGACGGGCAGCUGGACAAUAUAUUUUGGUUCGUGCAGGUUUCCGACAUCCAUAUCAGUCGUUUCCACGAUCCGAGGCGCAUUCCAGACUUCGAAAGAUUCUGUACUGACACUAUUGAUGUGAUAAAACCUGAUCUUGUGCUGGCCACAGGGGACUUAACAGAUGCGAAGACUGAGAGUAAAAUGGGCUCUCUUCAACAUGAAGUGGAGUGGCAGGCCUACCACAACGUCCUUAAAAGAUCACGAGUGCUAGAACGAACAAAAUGGAUUGACAUUCGAGGAAACCAUGAUGCCUUUAAUAUUAUUUCACUGGAGAGCGUGAACAAUUAUUACAGAAAAUACUCUGCCAAUCAGAAAGUUGGAUCCUUCCACUACAUACACAGAACUCCUUUUGGGAACUAUUCGUUCAUUUGUGCCGACGCCACUCUGACCCCUGGACCCAAACGACCCUAUAACUUCUUUGGGAUUAUCAAUCAGACUCAAAUGGACAUGUUGGCGAGCUUUAGAGAGGAGAGUCUGAGCAGUAACAAGUCCAUCUGGUUUGGACAUUAUACCACAUCUACUGUCAUCUCCCCCUUCCCAGGAAUCCGAGAGCUCAUGAGUACAGCCGUAGCGUAUUUGUGUGGGCACCUACAUACACUAGGAGGCUUCAUGCCGGUACUGCACAGUCGACAUCAAGGAGGCACGCUGGAGUUAGAGCUGGGAGACUGGAUGGACAACCGCAGGUACAGGAUAUUGGCUUUCGACCAUGACCUGCUUAGUUUCACUGACUUGAGAUUCGAGGACUGGCCAGCUGUGCUGAUCACCAAUCCCAAAAACGCCCAAUACCUGCAGCCGGGAGUGGAACCUCUGAGUCGUAUCCGCAGUUCCACGCACAUCAGGCUUCUGGCCUUCUCUGAAUCUCCAGUCACAGCUGUGCACGUGAGCGUGGAUGGAGUUUCACUGGGGAAAGCGUUUAGCACAGGGGGUCCUUUAUACGUGCUACAAUGGGAUCCAACGCUAUACACUACUGGACUGCACACUAUUAGAGUUAAAGUGGAGGACUCUGCAGGUCGCUCAAAAGUGCGAGAGCAGCAGUUUACAAUGGAGGAAGAUCUCACUACAAGCUUCGGCUUCAUGCAGUCCUUCAUCCUCCUCACAGACCACUACAUACUGGCACGGAUUGCCUUUGUGGGGAUAGUAUUACUAAACCUUGCUGGGCUUGUGCUCUUCAGAUUUAUGCCUGUAUCUUCUACAAGAGGACUGUCUUCUCAAGCGUGGAUGUCCCUGCAUCUUGUCAGUAAGAGCAAUACGUUCUUCUACUCUCUGCUGCUGUUCAACCUGUGUACAGCAUUAGGUCCAUGGUUCAUUGGGGAAGUCAUUGAUGGACACAAUGGAGCCUGCUUUGCUUUUGGCGUGUUUGUGGACGGCCAUUUCCUCGAAGGCAGUCUGACCUACGUCGUGGGUGUCAUACAGGUGCUCUUCUUCAAUAUGCCUCUGACAUAUUACCUCUGCUGGAGUCUCCACCACAGGAGUCGCGGCACCAGCUUCCGCCUGCAUUUCUCUCGGCCGCGCAGCCGCUGGAGGACUCUGGCGAUGCACCUAGGCAUGCUGGUUCUCAUGAUUUGGCAGGCCUAUUCUUGCUACUUCCUGCUGGAGACCUACGGGCCGCUGGCAUUCUUCCUGUCUCCCGUACGUACCUGGGCCCUGCUCAUGGGUCUGCUGCUGGUGUACAGGGCAUGGUGGGGAACACCUCCUAGUUUCUCCGGCGGCAGCAAGACAAACCGGCCGUUGUGACGGUGACCGUUUGAAGAGAGGCCUUCACCUGGAUCAUUGUUUUGUGCCAAGCUCUUCCCUCCUUUCACUGCUCUCUUCACAGUCACCAGUCAUUCCCAUACACGUUAGUAUAGAAAAAACAGUCUGUGGAGCGAUGAUGGCAUCACACGUGGAUGACGGAGCCGUUGCAAACCUGGUUCUGAUCCUCCUUUGACACUAAGACACGUUGGUAGAUUUUAUAGCCAGUUCCCGUCUGUGUUGACGUCCAGAUGUGCGUGGUUAAGCAUACCUAUUACUUUGAUAAACUGUGAAUUAUGUACAGUACACAUCAAAUUAUGUUUGUUUUUAUUUGUGAGGAGCAAUCAAGAAAGGAAUAAGACUGCCUGAUGUUCUUAAUGUUUCUGCAUGAAACUGCCACUAAUCCGUCAAUAUGAAUACUCAUAUUGUUUUUAAUACAUAUUAUCUACACAGCAAAAAGGGGUGAUAUUUUUUUUACACCUGUAGACAAGGUAUAAUAUGAAAAGGAUAAUUCAAGGGAUGAACCUGGUCAUUAUCAAAUAUCAUCAAUCGUCAAGAACCCUGACACAAACUACUACUUUCAUUAUCAGCUAUAGGGAAAUAAGAACUAACCAGUUUUUCAUAAUUAUUAUAAUACUCUAAAAUAACAUGGUAAGACACCAUUUUGCAGUCUCAAGCAGUAAAGCGAGCUGUUUUGUACAGCUAAAACUCGCUGGAUGCGGAUGAGACCGGAAGCCAGACCAAUAAAAUGUACACUCUUAUGCCCGCUCUUACGUGAAGAAAAAGGUGGACACACUAUACAUAUUUAUACAUCCUUAAGUCAAUAUUAAUUAAAGCUGCAUUUUGUAACUCUUUUUGGUUAAAAAUGAUCCAAAAUCAAUUAUUGAGCAUGUACAUAAUCAUUACAUCACGUCUGUAUACAAGGACUCCUAGCUCAUGUUAUUGUUAGGCUACAUUGCGAGUGUGGAUGCUGCAGCUGGUGGAUGAUUCGUAGUCUCCUAAAUAAUUCAACUUGACAUAAAGGAAAUAGAGUCUUAAACGAUGGUAAUGAAAUACACGUUUGUGACUGAAAUGAGAUAUUCCAGUUUUAAAAUGUGCACUGUACUUACAAAAGAUUUGUAUUUCAAAGAGAAGUUCUAAGGAAGAUUAAAUUGCUUUUUGAGGUUAAAAAACUAUUUAUUUAGAUGACAUUCGAAUGGUAUGACAAAUAAAAAUUGAGGAAUGCAGAAAUUAAAAUCUACAGAUAAGACUAAUAAAAAUUAAAUACACAUAGUCGCGCAAUGUUGAUGUUAACAUUAACCAUUUGAGAACAAAGUAUAACAAUAAUAAUUUGCACGGUUUGACGUGAUCUGAGCUAACUGCGAUUAUUAGAUUUAACCGCCAUUAAUAGCACGAUUUAUUGUAAAAUGUUUUUCAGUUGGUCAAAACAACACUGGCAGACAUGUUACUUACUUGUUCAUUUGACGUUAUCUGGUAAACUUCUUGUUUUGGACAUACUUCCAAAACGUAGCAUCUGUAAUUCUGAUGUGCUAUGACUGACAGCCCACACAUACACCUCAAAACAUUAGAUUCAUCAGCACUGAGGAGCAGUUAUGAUGCACGACCCGUGUAAAAAAAGAUACCUUUUUUUUCGACAAACGGUAAAAAUUACGGACUGCAGCUUUAAUAUGGCUAUAUAUUGACUAUACAUGUAUGUAUUUAUUUAUUUUUCUCUCCACCAAUUAAAAUAGUUCCAAGUUAAAUCAUGACAAGCAAAACAAAUUUUAAACGUGUAUGGAACACUGCUCGGCCAAUCAGAUUAGACCAGGGGUGUCUUGGGUCUGGAGGGCCAGUGUGUUAAAUUUAAAGUUGGAGCUAAGCUCUGCAGGACAGUGGCCCUCUAGGAACAGGUUUGGACACCUCUAGAUUCAAUUAUCUUAAGUCUAAUGACCAGAUGACUGUAUAUUAUCCCAUUCAUUACACCGCUACUUAACUAAAUAAAUACUGAAUUUAAGUUUUUUUUUAUUAUUAUUAUUACUAUUUUAUUGCUAGAAGAAAACUGCGCCGUGAUAUAAGGGACAUGUAAUUGCCUUGGCCAAUGUUAAAUUUAGUUUAGUAGCCAUUGUACAAAAAUAUUUGACACAGAAUGCCAACAUUGAGAAUUUGUCAGAAUUAAAGAGAUGUUUCACCCAAAAAUGAAAUCCUGUCAUUAAUUACUCACCCUUGUGUUGUUCCAAACCUAUUAGACUUUCGUUCACCCCCGAAACACAAAUGAAGAUGUUUUAAGAGAAGCUCAACCAUGCAGGAAAGGGUUUUUUUUGUUUUCGAAUGAACAUUCAAUGAAGGGACAGAAAUCUUUCAGCAAUCAUUAAAAACAUCAUUUGUGUUUCAACGAUGAAUGAAAGUCUAAUAGGUUUGGAAUGAGAUGUUGGUGAGUAACAGAUGACAGAAUUUAACGAGUAAACUAACCUUUUAAGUAUUUUUAAAGAGCCGUGUAAGGAAGUUUUUUGGUGUGAAACACAAAGUUGACCUCUUCCCUGCCCUACUGUAAGUUUUAUCCAUUGUCUUAGUGUGUGCACAACAAAAGUGAAUUCUUUUGAAUUCAAGUUGAACAUUUUCAGCUGAAGUGGGAAAUUCGCAUAAUGCAUUGUCGCACAAGCCAAUCAGUGAAGAGCUUAUCGUGCUUAUGUUUUUAUUUCUGUGAGUAUGCGAUGGUUGUUGACAUACAAAGUCAAUGCAAAGACGUAAAUAGAUAUCAUUACGUGAUGGGUGAUGCGAACGUGCAAUAAUCGUGUCUCCUGCGCAAGUUGAAAAUUUUCAGCUGGAGCGGGAAAUUUGCAUGACACAUUGUAGCACCAGCCAAUCAGCACAGAGCUUAUUGACACGUCAGGUUUUCUAGUAGUAUCAGAAAAUGGAGGAAAGCAUGCGCUAUGUUUUAUUUGCUCAAGUCUGUAAUGGUGUGCACACCAAAAGCGAAUUCCGUUAUUUCCGGGAGUAGAGUACAUACAAAGUCGAUGCAAACAGAUGCCACUGGGCAACAUGAUUGCCUUAAAUGUGCGAUAAUCGCUUCUCCGUGCAAGUUGAAAAUUUUCAGCUGGAGUGGGAAAUAGCAUGACGCAUUGUCACGCAUUGUCGCGCAAGCCAAUCAGUGAAGAGCUUAUCGACACUUAUGGUUUGACGCAUCCAUUUGUAUCAGAAAAUGCAAACAUUCUGCGAUGGUGUGCACACCAGUUUGAUAUGUCCAGUUGUUUCAGAUAAUGGAGGAGAACCUGCGCAAUGUUUUUUUUUUUUUUUCUGUGCAAGUUACGCGAAAAACGUCCCACGAUGGUGUGUGCACACCAAAAAGUGAAUUCAAUUAUUCACGCAAGUAGAUUACAUACAAAGUGAAUGCAAAUAGACACAAAUUCGUGCUGGGCGUCGUGAUUGCAGCGAACACGCGAUAAUCGCGUCUCCGAUUUUGAACAUUUUCAGCUGGAGCGGGAAAAAUUUACAUGAUGCAAUGUUGUGCUAGCCAAUCAGUGAACAACUUAUCGUCACGUCUGGUUUGACACAUCCAGUUGUAUUAGAAAAUAUAGUAGAGCAUGUGUGAUGUUUUUAUUCGCACAAGUGGCACAAAAAAGCGAAUUCAGAAUCUAAUUCAAUUAUUUGCGCGAGAAGAUGAUACACAAGGUCAAUGCAAAGAUGCAAAUAGAUACCAAUUCGCACCGGGCAACGCUACUGCCUCAAAUCCGCGAUAAACGUGUCUCCCGUGCAAGUUGAGAAUUUUCAGCUAGAGCGGGAAAAUCGCAUGAUGCAUUGUUGCACAAGCCAAUCAGCAAAGAGCUUAUCGACACACCCCGGUUUGACACAUCCAGUUGUAUCAGAAAAUGGAGGAAAGUACGCUGUACAAUGUUUUUAGUUGCGCAAGUGACGCGAAAAACAUCUCACAAUGGUGUGUGCACACCAAAAGCAAAUACAAUUAUUUGUGCAAGUAGAUUACAUACAAAGUCGAUGAAAAGUCGCAAAUAGAAGCAAAUUCACGGCAGGCGAUGUGAUUGCCGCAAACGCGCGAUAAGCGUGUCUCUUGCUCAAGUUGAAAAUUUUCAGCUGUAGAGGGGAAACAGUGUAAGAACUUGAUUUUGAACAGUUAAUUCUGUAAACUGAUUAUACAUAUUUAAAUACAUAUUCAAGGACUAAACCACUAUAUUUGUAUAGAGGAGCAUGAAUGUAGAACAUUUUUGUUGCACUAUGGUUAGUUAAUACACUUAAUAAUGGCUACUUCAACACAUGCUGAAGAUUAAAACCAGACAUUUCAGACUGCUGAAGGAAAAUCCAAAUGUAGCAUAUAGAAUAAAACACUGAACACAUGGAAACAAUCAAAUGUGCACAAUUCUGUUACGUGUUUAUUAGAGAAACGUUGUCAAGCAGCUCUGUUAUAGUUGCAAACCACACAAACAGCCUAAGGACAAAGGCCAUUUUGGGGGUAAAAACAGCUAGUUUGAAAAGAAACUCUGUGUUGUCAUUGAGGUCUGUCUUUUUUGCCCUCAUAAUCCACUUGAUUUGACAGAAAGAGCUGUGACAAGAGUUUCUGGUGGAUUCACUGACAUUCCUGUUGUGUCAGGUCACUCAAGGUCUUUGUUGUCUCUCAGGAAAGUAAAGACUUGAACAAUAGGCUGCUCUAGUUUGUCUUUCAAUGACCCGAAUGUUAUUUUGAAGAGUUUUGUUGCAGUUUUAAGGCACAUGGUGGUGGAGAAUGAACAUUUUUAGAAGAUUCCACAUUUACUCAGUAUGUUAAUCUAGAUUUGUGGUGAACCAAUAGGACUUUGAAUGUUUGAUGAUGAAAUAUCUGAUUUGUCAUAUGAUCUGAUAUGUGAUUUGGUUUUAAUUACUGUAUUCAUUUUUAAUGAUUUUACUGUAUUCAUCCACAUUGAUAUUGUAAUGUAUACUCCUUCCAGUUAUUCUGCACUGUUUUAUGGGCAUUCUCGGUUCCUGUGGUCACGUGGCUUUUGUAGUUCUACUCAUGUUGGAAAGUACUGUUCACAUUUGUUUUGUGGAAGGCACAAAAUAGUAUAUUUUCAGUGAAAGACAAAUACAUAUUUACUUAGUAUUUAAUCCGAAUUUACUUCUAACAAUUGUCACCACAAAUUAUGUCCAAAAAUAGAUUCUUUAUUCUGUUUUACAACUGACAAUGUUGUUUUUCAACAUGAAAUGACCUCAAUUUAUAUUUGUCAUGUUUCUGCAACUCUGAGUCAUUUUGCAUUGGAAAUUGAUUUAUCUGGCUGUAUUCAUGUACAACAAAGUAAAGGGGUUUCAUAUUGUGACA